Paramormyrops kingsleyae is the source of this 1804-nucleotide messenger RNA. RefSeq names its product spermatogenesis associated 6 (gene spata6). Lineage: Eukaryota; Metazoa; Chordata; Actinopteri; Osteoglossiformes; Mormyridae. Gene Ontology annotation, molecular function: myosin light chain binding. Gene Ontology annotation, cellular component: sperm head-tail coupling apparatus. The record is from RefSeq and is a predicted model, not a curated record. Gene Ontology annotation, biological process: spermatogenesis.
GUUAACGGCGCGUGGCACAUUUACGUCCUGUUCAGUUGCGGCGUCCGUGGCCGCUAUGGCGACCGAAGUUUGAACAUGGGUGGGGUGUCUCCGCCGAAGAAGGCACACUCUGUGUGCAAAAUGUCGCGCAAAGUGCUCAAAUGCACCGUGCAUGUGGAUAUUCAGGUCGUUACCUGCCCUGGGGUGGUGCUUCCCAACCAUCAGGACAUAUACCUGAGUGUUUGUAUAAUAGGCCAAUACCAGAAGACUCUUUGUUUGGCUCCUGUGUUUCCUCUGUUAUUCCGUGAAAAAAUGGUUUUUGAAAAGACAUUUUCAGAGGCUGUUGACCCAUGUGAUAUAGCUGAUAUUCUGGAACUGGACUCAACCUGCUUUGAGCUGAUUCAGCUUGUUCCCCCAGAGGGCGAAAUCUUGGCCACCCUUGAGAUGAACACCAGGGCUUUCUUAUAUCCUGCCCCCACCCGAUCUCCUGGGGGCUCUGGUCCAGGGAGAGAGAUGCUUAUGAAGAAAUCAGCCUCCUUCCCUGGAAUAUCGCCUAGAGUGGAAUUUACAACGAGCACCAUUAUGGAGGAAUGUGAUUUAAAAGCCAGGCGGUCUUCAUACCCUCCUUUUCAGCUGCGUUCAGAGAAACCCAGAUCUAUCCAAAGACCCAGGGGGGUCACUGACCUUGCGGCAAAGGGGACCCCUACGGCCCGUCCUAUCUGCAGCUACGAAAGGCCCACAGUGGCCUCCCAGCUACGGGUUCUGUCCCCAUACACCCACCGGCGCAUGUGCCAGCUUUCUGAGGAUGCCAGGCAGCGGCUCAGCCACCUCCAACUGGGACCCUUCAGGUUCAAGAAGGAGUCUGAAAACCAGGCCCCUUUUGUGGUUCCCCGCGUGCCCAACUCCUCCUUCCACGAGUCUUCAUCUUGUCCACAGCCGUCUUACGAGGUGCCCCGUCACAGCUGGUCCGCAGCUUCUGCAGUCAAUCACCUCGAAGAUUCCUCGCUCCUUGGCAGCUACCGACCGAAGUUUGCGAGAGAGAGUAGGAGCUCUCCAAAGGCAGGCAGGUCCCCCGGGGAGGUGCCAGGAAAGAGGUGUCUCUGCCCACCUGCGGGGGCUUCCCUGGCAGCCCACUCCACCCCUGUGCCUGGCGUGACGGUUACCCAGAGUCCCCUGCUGAGCCGUAGCUCCCUACGUGAAAGGUUCCGGAGCGGCCCGGCCAGCCCGGCCUGCUGGGAUGAGAUCCACAGACGCGUGCAGAGGCUUCUGAGGAACCAUGCCGUCCCCAGCAAGCUGGGCUUUGAUGAGGAUGGUACAGAAGAGGAUUCAUCCCACCGCGACCCUCUGCGGUCAUGUGAUUUAGCUCACUGCACGCCUCAGCGGUCAUGUGAUACAGCCCAUGGUGGCCCUCAGCGACCAUGUGACACAGCCCAAUGUGACAGCCACAUCAUUCAGGACAGCAAAGACAUUCCCGGUGGUGCAUCUGUCUACUUGAACAACGACAUCUGGUCCAAUCGGGUGGCUCGGUUCACAGGGACAUCCCACAGGGCGGCGUUUGAGAACAGUCUGAGUCAGAUAUACAAGGACCUCUACAGUGACGCUUCUGGUAGCGGUUAGGGGCAGAAGUGGCGGCCCAGCUGACUCAAACGAACACCCGAAGGACCAUAUGACCAUCUCAGGAUCUAUAGAAAAAGCUCUGGAAUGUUCUAAAUGUUAACACAAUGAACUUGCUAUGUAUUUUCAUUUAAUUUAUACAUUUUUGUAUAGUACAGUCAAGGUUUUAAAAUUGCAUUAAUGCCUUAAAUAAAUGCACAUCCUGCCUGUA